Molecule: messenger RNA, 5091 nt
Organism: Lindgomyces ingoldianus
Lineage: Eukaryota; Fungi; Ascomycota; Dothideomycetes; Pleosporales; Lindgomycetaceae
Exons: 5
Coding region: 71-4969 (1632 amino acids)
Source: RefSeq, a predicted model, not a curated record
CUUUCUUGCACCCUCUGUUGUGUGCUACCGCAAAACUGUGCACAGAUGCACCCGCCGUUACCUGGGGAUAAUGACAGCACAGAUUCUGGCAUCUGAGCUCGGAAAUCUUAUUCAAGAUUCAAAACGCAAGAAUACGGAAUUAAGAAACGCUGCAGAGAAGUCUCUGCAGGACCUAAAGGCUCUUCCAGUAACUUCCGAAACCCAGUUAACCGGAGGUCACGAUGUACAGCUCAAAAUACUGCAAGCGCUUCCCUCGCUUCUCCAAAAUUAUUCCUUCGAAAUACGCGGCGAGCUUCUCUCAAUCACUUUACAGAUAUGCUCAGCCCUUCAGAAUGCAAAGAACUUUGCCGUAAGCAACACAGCUGCAGCUACUCUACAACAGCUCGUUAUAGCUGUUUUCGACAGAGUGGUGGCCGAAGAUGAAAAGGCCUUAGAAAUCCCAACAAUCACGGAAGUUACUGGAGAUGCAGGGCCUGUUCCAGUUAGACCCGCUGCUUACGAUGCUUAUAAGGUCUUCAACGAUCUCAAUCUGAUUGUGACCGGGGAAAGGCCAUCGUUCAUACGGUUCUCCUCCAUUCCUGCUACGUCUACCCUCGAGCUUAUAGAAGCCAUCUUGUCCAAUCACGGCAGCAUCAUCUCUACCCAUACCGAGCUGGCUCAGGUUCUUCGAACUUUACUCAUGCCUAUGAUCAUCAGGUCUCUCUCCGAUAGGCACUCCUUCCCAAUCACUCUUCGUACAUUCCGUAUUCUUUUCCUACUCAUCCGCAACCAUUCGGCAAUUAUGCCUUCGGAAUGUGAAAUCGCCUUGGGCCUGCUCAAUCACAUGCUAGACCCCGAGGCAUCCCCACUUUGGAAGAGAGCACUAUGUCUUGAGAUUUUCCGUGGAUUGUAUUCAGAGCCACGCCUCGUACUUCAGAUAUAUGGUCAGUUUGACGAACAGGAAGGAAAAAAAUGCAUCUUCGGGGACAACCUAGCAGCUUUCGUACGUCUUGCAACUGAGAAGCCGGCCAUUAUUGGUAUCGGCCAGCAUUCUACUGUCCCAGCGGCCCGCACCGAUGGCAAAGACACGGCUUCUGAGCAAGCAGUCGCGGAAGCUGGAGCAAUUGCGGGUGUUAUAGGUACGCCGGUAUCCGACUCAUCUCCCGGUCAUCAUACAGGAAUCAGUACACAAUGGAGUACACUAAAAACACCCUGCAUGGAUCAUCUCGAUAAAGCGGACCCGCCAACCUUACCGGAGACAUAUGUCUACAGUCUAGUCCUCACUUGCAUAACAAAUCUUUCUGAAAGCCUUGCUAAGUUUGUCCUACCCCUGACGGUACACCACGAAAGCAAGAGUAAGAAAAGGAGCAAAACCGAGGAUCUACCGAAGGAGGACCUAGAGGCAGUUUCUCCAGGGCCAAGCAAUCGACGGCUUUCGAGGACCCAGUCCUAUCGAAAAAAAACUGUUCCUGUUAACCCGCUCACUUUAACGGAUCAUUCUGCACAUUUUCUGAUUCGCACUACGUCAGCACUUGUUAAUGAAUGUUGGCCCGCUGUUCUUGCGACUUGCUCAACUUUCCUCAAUGCUGCCCUUGACGCAGAUUUCUAUCGAGCUCUAGUCCGAGCAGUCCAAAAAUUUACACAGGUGGCGGGGCUCCUGCGACUAUCAACCCCCCGGGAUGCUUUUCUCACAACCCUUGGCAAAGCAGCGGUCCCAUCGAAUCUCGUCCUUGCAAACAUGGCAUCACCCAAAACACCAACUCCCGAGAAUGCCGGAGUAUUCACUAACGCAAAGGGCUUACUAAGUGUUGAUAGCCUCGUGAGCCAGGCGUCUUCGAUGUCCCUCGACAAGAAUCGACGACCUUCCCAUGAAGCUAGCCUACCAAUGCUGGGCCCUCGUAACCUUUUAUGUCUUCGAGCAUUACUGAACCUUGCAAUCGCUUUGGGACCGACUCUCCAAUCCGCCUGGUCGAUCAUUUUUGAGACUUUGCAGAUCGCGGACCUAGUCAUGGCAAUGUCAAACUACCAGAGUGGCGUUCGUACACCAAUUGCAUCUGGAAACCGUGUCGAUACAGAGUCAUCGUUUGAGAAGGUCGAAGCGGAAACAUCCGCGGUUCAAGCAGCUGCACGAAGGCUAUUCGAAAGCACAGUGGACUUUCCAAACGACUCUUUCGUUGAGCUACUGAAAGCCCUGUGCAUGCUUCUCCACUCAGAGAGUGACAGUGGUUCACGCACGCCAACUAAUCUGGUUCGCCCACCGGCCCUACACCAGCGUCGCAUGGGUAGUGUAUCUGGUAUUUCUCUAAAUACUGAGAAUAAUGCUCGAGAUUCAGUCUUCGCGUUGAACAAGAUUGGGGAACUCGCAACCCUGAAUGAGUCAAGGCUAGCUCAAUAUGAUCCUCCUGAGAGUGGUUGGAAUGUCUUCGUUGCUGAGCUCGUCCGGUUUUCUGCAGACGAAAGUAAACCGGCAUCAGCAAGAUUGCUCGCAGCAGAUAUAUUGUCCCGAACAGUCAGGGAGAUAGCGGAAUUGUCCAUGGUCGACGAACAACGCAAUGACAUCCAGAUCAGAAUCCUUUCCGCUCUUCAGACCCAGAUAUCUGCUAUGCACAGCAACGACGACGAAGACGAGACCUACAAUGAUACUGAUAUUAGGAUUCACCAGAUUGCUCUCGAGGCAUUGAAAAAUGUCUUGGAGCAAUGUGGAGAGUCUCUCGUCGCUGGUUGGGACUCGGUCUUCGCUAGCCUUCUAAGUGUAUUUAUUUCCCAAUCCUCCGACAUAGUAGAAGACGAAUCAGAAGAUAAUGCUCGGAAUGGACACGCUAUUCGCUCUGGUCAGAUCGAAGUUAUUUCACGACAGCUCGCUCGAUCAGCAUUUGGAACCGUCCAACUCGUCUGCUCGGAUUUCCUCGCUGCGGUUCCUGAUACCUCACUAUCAACUCUUCUUGAGUUGUUACUCAGAUUCUCCUCCGCACAGGAAGAUCUAAAUAUGUCACUUACAACGAUCACGUUCUUUUGGAACGUUUCUGACUUUCUACAUUCACGGGGUAACCUCUCUGCACUACCAAUAUUGCUCGACAGCGUCGAGAAACAAUGCGAAGUGCAAAAAAUGGUUCAACGGCAUUCUCAGCAAGGGUCAAUACCCACACUGUGGCUUCAGGUACUGCUGAACUUGUCAGUGAUCACCAUAGACAGACGAGCUGAACUUCGUAAUUCCGCUGUACAGACCAUUCAGAGAAUAUUCGAAAACUACGCCGACCAGCUAUCGUCGCAAGCCUGGAUGCUGUGCCUCCGCACCGUCCUUUUCGACAUGGUCGAUUCUAACCUUUCCGUCCAGACGUCAAUCCAUAGCGAGCACCGAACGACUGCAGACGAGAUGGCUGCCUGGAAUGACACUACCAAAACCGUUCUAACUUCCGUCAGCAAGUUGAUGUCAACAUAUAUGGACCAGGUUGAUCAAUCUACAAACCUUGGUGACGCAUGGUCAGCUUUGCUAGACUACCUUGAGCGUUUCUUUGACUGUAAUUCCCAUGCUCUUGGGUCAUCAGUAUUCUCCACGAUUACUACCAUAUUAUCCCGAAUUGAAGAUUCACAGGCACUGGGAAACGAACCGCUCCUAAAGACAGCAAGCGUUUGGAAAAGCUAUUUCCAGCAUCGUGAAGCAUGGCCCCAGCAUCUAGAAGGGAGCCAGGAAGCUUUUGUAGCGUAUGCCGAAGCUUUCAAGUCCAUCUACCGCCUCGCUCAUGGUUCCUUGGAUGCCGACAUUCCCGAAAUGCUGGCUAACCUCGAAACCUGCAUCAUUGACUCAGACGAAGUGGCAUAUUCGUCAGACCUCGACCACAUGACUCCUUUGCAGACGCAAGUCAUGGAGUGCUUGGCUAUGGUUCGCUCGGAAACACCAAAGCUGCCUCCGCUCUUGAUUGAGUUGCUGAGCCGGCUCGCUACGCUGCCAUAUAACUCCGUCGCAACUAAUCCGGAAAAGCGUAGUCCAACUUUCGUUGCGCUCUCAAAAGCAUCAAUGAGUCUACUGCAAAGUAUUACGAUAAAACACAUAAACGAAGACCAACUGUAUAUCACUGGGGCUUUUAGCGUCGCAUUGGCUAGUCUCUUGAAGCCAAUCCAAGAGAAGUAUGUCUGGCAGCGCGAAGGAAAGAGUCCAACACUCUGGCAAAAGUCCACUACCACGGCGCUCGCUAUUCUCGAGCCUGGGUUGCCUCAGAUUAUCAGAUUGUCUGAUCUGAAAAGUGAGCAGGCUAAAGCAAUAUGGACUCAGAUUAUAGGUCUAGCAGGAGCUAUCACACGCGCUCAACUAGACUCAAGUAAUCCCUCAGCAUCCAUUGAAAAGGAUGAAGCCUUUGAUAUAUCCGCGUUUGCCAAAUUGCGCAGGCUGAUCACUCUCCCCCUCGGCUCCACAGCUCUAUCGGACACCCUCAGACGAACAUACACCCGCGACCUAUUCACAACCUCCAUCAUCCACUCUCCCUCCCCAGGUGAGAUCACUGACCUUACCAACGCACCUCUAGAACACCUCUACAAAAUUCGGUUUGGCCAAACCAAAGACCCAGAACCAUCCCUUCGCCCAGAAAUGGGAUACGAAUGCCUCUCAGAACUCAUUUCUCUAGUCUUUGUCCACGACAGCUCUCCCAAACGCAUUAAACUCGCCCAAGCAGCAGCACCCUACUUCAUCCUCCGUGCUGCCCUGCCUCUGCGAAUGUAUAUCGCUGAUCAGCCCCUUCGAGGCCGAGGGCCUAUGCCUGAGAGCCAGAGACGUGAGCUACUCUUUGUGUUAAGAGAGCUUAGGGACUUGAAGAGUGAACCAGCUGCUAUUCCGGAUGCUCUGGGCGUGAAGUCAAAGCAUAAGAAGCAUUUGCAUAGGCUGUACCCGUUGCUGGUCAGGGUUGGGAUGGUCGCGAGGGCAGACAAGGAGAUUUUUGAAGCAGUGGGAGCAUUGGUGGAAAGUGUGGGAAAGGAGUUCGGCGUGCUAGAUGAUUGAUUUGUACGGUCAUUGGCUUCUGUAGUGGCAUGAUCGGAUGGGGAGUUUGUGGUUUUGUUAGUCCCCUGCGAAUUUGCAAUGAGCUUGGAAUGAAACGAGAGUGCUUGAUUCUACAUUCGCCU